UAAACGUCAACAGACGGGGGAGAGCUCGCUAGGUAGCGCGAGGGAGAGCUCGCUAGGUAGCGCUAAACGGUCGUGCUGGGCUCCGACGCGGACACCGUAAAAACGGCGGCGCUUCAAGCCGAGCCUAGCCCAGCCCCCACACGCGUUACCCCGGCCUGGCUCGAGAAGAGGGAGAGGGAAGAGUCGCGGUCGCCGGAUCUCCCGCUCCGCGGAUACUUCACCUGCGUUUGCGUUUAACAAAACCCCCGUCCCGGAUAAUCAAGCUUGAUCGUCAGACGGCAUGCUGCAGCGAGGCUUGCGUAACAACCUCGAGACGCAUUCGCCGAUAGUAACGUUAGCCGGGCACAAAGGCGUAAAGCCGUCCAGAUUGCUAAGCUAAGCUAAUAUUCGCUAUCGUUAAGGAGCUAGCUAACGUCGUAGCUUGGGAGGUCGCUUCAGCCGGGUCACUCCAGAUUUGCUCCAUGGGACAUUUUGUGGUACCGGUCGUUGUAGCGUAGACGCGGUGAUUGUUGUAGAGACCCUUUACAUUUAAUUAUGUGAACGCGAACAACAGUUCUUCCAAGUCGGAUCGCUAACUGCAUAUUUUUAUUUAGCAGCGGCGGCGGCAUCGGUUUCAUACAAGGAUGUCGGCGGUAGCUGAGCAGGCUAUAGCUACACACUCGGUGUGAAGUGAAGCGCAAGUCAGGAAACACUUGAAGCAAGUGGGAGUACUCGGCUUUGGUUUAUGAUCGUUGAUAAUUCCGGGUGGGAUCUGUCGACCCGCGAGUACAACUCCGCUGAAAUCGGAAAUUUAGCCGAUUACGGGAAUUAAGUUUGGUUCUUGGUCUUAACUGGAUUUCGGCCUCCUAUUUUGGAUCGCUGUGGGAGCAGGAGUGUCUCGAUAUUGGGGGUUUGUUUUGUUUUUUUUGUUUUGUUUUUGUUUGUUUUGGGUUUUUUGUUUGUGUUAUUGACCCGGCUCGGCGGUGAUUCCCUCUUCCUCUUCAUCACCCUCAGGAGCCGUUCCCUGUUACCACUCUCCGAUGUGGAGAUUCGAGUAGCGCCGGCAACCAAACCCCCGCGGCGGCCGGACAUGCUGAAGUGUAUCCCUUUGUGGCGCUGUAACCGCCACGUAGAGUCGGUGGACAAACGGCAUUGCAGUUUACAGACUGUCCCCGACGAGAUAUUCCGCUACAGCCGCAGCCUGGAAGAGCUGCUUCUCGAUGCCAACCAGCUUAAAGAAUUGCCCAAGCCUUUCUUCAGACUACUGAAUUUGCGGAAGCUUGGCCUGAGUGACAAUGAGAUCCAGAGACUUCCUCCUGAGGUAGCCAACUUCAUGCAGCUGGUGGAACUGGACAUAUCCAGAAAUGACAUUCCUGAGAUCCCGGAGAGCAUAAAGUUUUGCAAGGCCCUGGAGAUUGCCGACUUCAGCGGAAACCCCCUCUCUAGAUUGCCAGAUGGUUUCACUCAACUCAGAGCGCUCGCUCACCUAGCACUCAAUGAUGUGUCAUUGCAGUCGCUGCCCAAUGACAUUGGAAAUCUAGCCAACCUGGUGACAUUGGAGCUCAGGGAGAACCUGCUGAAGUCUCUGCCCUCGUCACUCUCUUUCCUGGUGAAACUGGAACAGCUGGACCUGGGCAGCAAUGAACUGGAAAAUUUGCCGGACACUCUCGGUGCUCUCCCAAACCUGAGGGAGCUGUGGCUGGACCGUAACCAGCUGGCCUCAUUACCGCCUGAGCUGGGGAACCUCCGGAGGUUGGUGUGUCUGGAUGUGUCAGAGAAUAGACUACAGGAGCUGCCAUCUGAGCUGAACGGCCUCCUGGCCCUCACUGACUUGCUGCUCACUCAGAAUCUGCUGGAGAUGGUCCCAGAUAGCAUAGGAUCGUUGAAACAGCUGUCUAUCUUGAAAGUGGACCAAAACAGGUUAACGCACCUGACUGACUCCAUAGGAGAAUGUGAGAAUCUAACAGAACUUGUCCUGACAGAGAACCUCUUGCAGUCGCUGCCUCGCUCGCUGGGCAAGCUGAAGAAGCUUACCAAUCUGAAUGUAGACCGCAACCGAUUGGGCAAUGUGCCCAACGAGCUGGGCGGCUGUGCCAGCCUUAAUGUUCUCUCGUUAAGAGAUAACCGCCUGGCCAAACUGCCUGCUGAGUUGGCCGAUGCUACCGAGCUGCACGUGCUGGAUGUGGCGGGAAAUAGAUUACAAAACCUCCCUUUUGCCUUGGCCAACCUCAACCUGAAGGCCAUGUGGCUGGCAGAGAACCAGUCUCAGCCCAUGCUCAAGUUCCAGACGGAGGAUGACGAGCAGACGGGGGAGAAAGUGCUAACAUGCUACCUGCUGCCCCAGCAGCCUUCCCCCAGCCUGGAAAACCUACUUCAGAACAGUGUGGAUGACAGCUGGACAGACAGUAACCUGAACAGAGUGUCAGUCAUACAGUUCCAAGAAGAGAUGAAGGCUGAGGAGGAGGAUGACGAGGCUGCCGCAGAGUGCAGGGGGCUUCAGCGCAGAGCCACACCACACCCCAGUGAGCUGAAGGUGAUGAAGAAGGUGAUUGAGGAGAGGAGGAAUGAGGCCUACACAUCUAGACCUGAUGGAGAUGCUGAGUCUCCUGACCCACAGGAGAAGCGGCUGAGUGACCUUUCCAAUCAGAGCCAUGACUCCCAGGCCUCCAACAGCACAGUGUCAGCCAACUCCCAUGAAGACGGGAUUGGCACAACCGCAGCUGCUCAGGGGGAGUUACUAAUGGACAGACACUCCCCCCAGGAGGAGGAGGAGUUGGAUGAGAUGGAAGUGGAGUACAUUGAGCCCACCGUGCACUUUGCGGAGGAGCCCAUCAUCCGCAUGGAGGAUGAGGAUGAUGAAGACGAUGGCGAGAGGAGCAACGAGGAGGACGAGCAGCCGAUUUUCCGAGUAGAGAAGCAGCGUCUGAUCCGGAAGGACACGCCGCACUACAAGAAGCACUUCAAGAUCACCAAGCUGCCCAAGCCUGAGGCUGUGGCCGCACUGCUGCAAGGCUUCAGCCCCGAUGGCCUUAGCCCCACGUCCCAGGUCGUCACUGACAACCAGGAGGAGGAGGAUGAGGAGGAGGAAGGGGAAGAGGAGGUUAAUCUCACCCCUCGGAGGCAUCUUAGAAUGGAGACGCCGGGGUUGGAGGACAGCCGGCAUCUCCAGGUCAACUCCAGCCAAGUCAAGGGGGUGUCAUUUGAUCAAGUCAAUAAUCUGCUGAUUGAACCUGCUCGAAUUGAGGAGGAAGAGUACACACUGACCAUCUUACGGCAGACAGGCGGCCUGGGUAUCAGCAUUGCUGGAGGGAAGGGCUCAACACCUUACAAGGGGGACGAUGAGGGAAUCUUCAUCUCCAGGGUGUCUGAAGAGGGCCCUGCAGCCAGAGCAGGGGUCAAAGUGGGAGACAAACUACUAGAGGUGAACGGUGUGGACCUCCACGGCGCCGAGCAUCACACAGCAGUAGAGGCUCUCCGCAGCUCUGGGGCCACUGUUUCUAUGACGGUGCUACGUGAACGCAUGGUGGAACCAGAGAAUGCCAUCACCACCACACCUCUGAGGCCCGAGGAUGACUACUUCCCCCGGGAGAGACGCAGCAGCGGCCUGCCCUUCUGCGUAGAGGCCAGUCCCAGUGGGCCCAGGCAACGGCUCUCCACCUGUCUGGUCCGCAAUGACAAAGGACUGGGCUUCAGCAUAGCUGGAGGCAAAGGCUCCACACCAUACCGCACAGGGGACACGGGAAUCUACAUUUCUCGUAUCGCCGAGGGUGGGGCAGCCCACCGAGACAGCACACUGCGUGUAGGAGACAGGGUGAUCUCUAUCAAUGGUGUAGACAUGACAGAGGCCAGGCAUGAUCAGGCAGUAGCGCUGCUUACCGGCACCUCCCCCACCAUCGCCCUCCUGGUGGAGCGAGACCAGGCUGCUCCAGGGGGCUCUCCGGCCCUUUCCCGGGGUCGGGCCCACUCCCCACCACCACCAGAGCCUUCUGAUUCACCAGACCAGGAGGACCCCACGGAUGAGCGUCUGUCCCCACAUGGGAACCACCUGAGCCAGCUGGAAGACGAGUAUCCCAUUGAGGAAGUGACCUUGAUGAAGUCUGGUGGCCCGCUAGGUCUGAGCAUUGUGGGUGGCAGUGACCAUGCCAGUCAUCCAUUUGGCAUCAACGAACCUGGCGUGUUCAUCUCAAAGGUAAUUCCUAAUGGCCUAGCAUGUAAGAGUGGGUUGCGUGUGGGUGACCGUAUAUUAGAGGUGAACUCUAUCGAUCUGCGCCAUGCCACGCACCAGGAGGCCGUGCGCGCUCUGCUGGCCAACAAGCAGGAGAUUCGCAUGUUGGUGCGCAGGGACCCUUCACCACCUGGCAUGCAGGAGAUUGUCAUUCAGAAACAGCCUGGUGAGAAGCUAGGCAUCAGCAUCCGUGGCGGGGCCAAGGGCCACGCUGGCAACCCCUUCGACCCCACAGAUGAGGGCAUCUUCAUCUCCAAGGUCAGUUCCAAUGGUGCGGCUGCAAGGGACAGCCGUCUGCAGGUCGGCAUGCGCAUCCUGGAGGUCAGCAACCACAGCCUGUUGGGUAUGACGCACACAGAGGCGGUGCGUGUGCUCCGUGCCGUUGGAGACACCCUGGUCAUGCUGGUGUGUGACGGAUUUGACCCGUGCAACGUGGCUGCUGUUGAGGCAUCCCCUGGUAUCAUUGCCAACCCAUUUGCAUCAGGCAUUGUUCGCAAGAACAGUAUGGAGAGCAUCUCUUCCAUAGACCGGGAUUUGAGCCCAGAGGAGAUGGACAUUAUACAGAAGGAGUCUGAGAUGGUGAGAGAGACGUCACAGUGGGAGAGAGAAGAGAUGGAGAAAGUUGAGCGUAUGCGCUUGGAGCGUGAGGAGGCAACUCGCCUGCUAGAGGAGGAGACCGAGAGCAUUGGCACCGAGCCUCUAAAACUGGACUACAAGACACUGGCUGCACUGCCCACCACAAGCCUACAGAAGGUCAACAGGGCGUCGUCAUCUGAUCUCCCGAGGACAAACAGCCCAAUCAGAGAUGCCCCGUACUCCCCCACCAUGCAACCAGCGAGCAUUCAUUACACAUCCACCGCCACUGCCAAGGACACCAAUCCAUCAUCAACGAGGCCGGGUGCCAUCCAGCCAGUUGGGCGCGUGCGACCAAGCACCUCCCCCGCCACUCCGGACAGCCACAGUCCCAACCCUUUCCAGCAUGGCCCCUCCCCCAUCAACUCCCAGACCUCUCCUCGCGCCCCCUCCCUUACCUCGCCCGAUGAGUUCCCCUUGAAUAUCAAGCAGGCAUACAAGGCGUUUGCCGCUGUGCCUCACUCGUUGGCAGUGCUGGAGCCGCCACAGGACCUGUAUGAUGUGAGAAACAAUGUCCAUCCAAAGCAGUGUUCUCCAGAGCUUGAGCUGAACAACGAGGUGUUUGAUGAUGGGGUGGAAGUGCAGGAGGGAGUAUCUUCCCAGCUCUCCGUCUCCUCUGACCGUCGGGAGUAUUUGAGCCUGGCAGCAGUGCCUCGCCUCUCCAGGCCUUCCCUGGACCUGCAGACACCCUCCCCUGGAGGCAAGGACAGCCCAGAGCAGCGCUCUUUCAGGGACAGACAGAAGUACUUUGAGAUUGAUGUGAAGCAGCAGACACCAGACAAGCCCAAGCCCCGUGUUUCCCUUGUCGGAGAGGACGACCUCAAGAAAAUGAGAGAGGAGGAAGCGAGGAGGUUUGAGCAGAGGUUUGAGCAGCGGGCUAGGGAGUACCUGAUGGAUGAGGAGGAUGAAGAGGAAGAGGAGGAUCUGGCCAAGCAAAUGGCAGAGAUGAAGGCCACGGGCAAGGUGCUGCUGGAUGGAGUGGAGUACAAGGUGGAGCCUGUGUCCACUCCCUCUAGACAAUGCUCCACACCACCAAGCUACAAUGUUACACCACCCAGCUACUGUGGCAGCUCUGGGCCCUCCUCCGUAGAUGGCAAAGGGGACUCACAGAGGAACUCUCUAGAAGAAAGCUUCAGGCUGGAGCAGCGGCCAAACUCAAUGACUGGUCUAAUCUCAGUGUACCCCGGGGAGUCGGCAGCUCCCAUCCGAACAGCCAAAGCUGAGCGGCGGCACCAAGAGAGGCUGCGCAUGCAGAGCCCAGAGCUGGCCGUUGCCUCCGACAAGGACCUGUCCCCUGCUGAAAAAAGAGCUCUGGAGGCUGAGAAGAGGGCCAUGUGGCGAGCUGCACGACCUUACGGUCUAGAGGAGGAUGUUAGGCAAUAUGAGCAGGACCUGGCUAAGAGGCUGUACCAGGCCCGUGUGAGGGCAUCUCAGGGCUCGGCCGGGGCCCCCCAGCCCCCCACUACUUCCUCCUCCCAGCUCAGAAUGAAGUCUCUGGAACAGGAUGCACUGAAAGCUCAGAUGGUCAUUGCCAAGUCUCGGGAAGGGAAGAAGCGAGGCACCCUGGACCAGCUGUCAGAGUCACCGUCACCAGCCCCUACGCCCUCUCCCACCCCGCUGGAAGAGCUCAGCCCAAGAGGAGUGACCUCACCUGGCAGGCUGUCCCUGUCGUCAAAGAAGUUUGACUACCGACAGUUUGCUGCCAUUCCUUCUUCCAAACCCGUAUACGACAUCCAGUCCCCAGGCAUGGCCGACGACAUGCAGUUCAUCGACGAUGGUGCCAGCAACCCAGUGCCCACUGCAAACCCUGAGAUGGAGGUGCCUGCCCCGCCGCCCGCCACAUCAGCCCUGGAAGAGAUGGCCCUCUACAGCAACAAGCGCAAACUGAGACAGGGUCGUCGCAGCUUGGAAACCGCCGUGCCCACAUAACAUCUCACCCGCUGCGAGGAGAAUGGAGUCGUCGCACACAAAACUCACACGCUGCACACUAGAUUGAGAGAGUUGCUCUCCCUCAUGUAACCACUGCAGAGGCUACAAAGCUGAUAGUCAACACAGAGACACACACAUACACUUAGUUAUAUCCUGUGUGCCAGUCUUGCCUUUACAGUCUGUGUAUGAGUUGGCAUGGAGAUGUUAUCCAGAAGUUCUAUUAGGGCAAAAACAAAAGAGCCAGUGUGAAUCGCUAGCGUUACUACUUAAAGGCCAUUCUCAUUUUUUUUAUUAUAUGCUCAGUUUGGCUAUAAGAAGCUUAAUCAUAUUAACAGGAAAGUGAUGUCUAUUUUUGAGCCUCUGCUGGUUUUACUGUUAAAAAAAAUGUAUUGGAAGAGAAAGAUGGGCUGUAGCUGUAAUACUAACUUUUUUGAAUGCUAUUUUUGAGGGUUUCAGUGAAUAGAUGGUAAAAUGUCAGGGUUUUCAGACAACUUUGGGAGGUAAGGAGUGUAUAUAUUGAAUGAGGAGGGAACAUCCUGCUACCUUCACAAUCCGAAAUGUGCAGACCUUGUAAGAAAACACUACAUAUCAUUAUUGCACUGCCACUGAUCGGCUUUUUUUUUUAGAAAGUCUAUAAAGUAAUUUAUUGUUUUUUUUUUUUUAUCAUUUUACUCAAAUUGAAGACCCUUACCUAUUUUUACACUGCUGUAAAACCCCUUUACCUUUUGGGACAAAGGAUGAAUGAUGCACAUCAUUAUUUUUUACCAUGAUGAACUGUUGAUUAAAAAAAAAAAUCAGAUCUUCAAACUGAAUUGUUGCAUAUCACAUCCAUUCUACUUUGUCUGCUCUGAUAAAAUCCUGUUAAUGCAUAGUUGAGGUGUCUUUGAGGCAAGCCCUUUUACAUACUAGACCAGCUGUUGCACGUCAGCUUAAUGUGCAGGUCUACAUCCUGGGCAGAGGGGAGGACCUUCAUCUUGUCUGGUCUCAUAUCAUUCAGUUACAUUUGCACCGGGCACACACAGUUGUGCAGAUAAUCUGAUUGUAAUUUAGCAGAAGGGCCGAGGAUUAUGGGAACAUGCAUUUUUAGCAUCAUUUAUUCACGGUACUUACCCUCCCCUACUUUUCACCUUUUUUUAAAAUCAAUGUGAAUCUCGCUCAUUUCUGUCUUUCAUAUCUGGAGCUGUUCUACAGCGGCAUGUGAAGGUAGCAGGUGUUUUGCUGUUUUUAUUUUUUGAAUCUGUCUUCGAUUAAUUUAAAUCUGAUGCCACUGAGAAAUCCUUUAUUAUUGUGUGAAUAAUGUACAAAUACCGAAAGGAAAGCAAACUUUGGGUCUGAACCUGAGCCAGUCUUGGCCUAGACCAAGCAAGUGUCUGGACUGCUAGCGUGUCUGGCUUUGGACGGGCUUGGUACCGGGAGCUCUCUGCACGUGUAUUGAUUUAUUAAUGGGAGAGCCUCGAGGGGCAGAAGCUUUUUGUAAAUCUCUCUCAGACAUCUUUCUCUGCUCAUUCUCAGAGACUUUUCUCUUCUGCUCAACUCCCUGUCGGUUUAUCUGGCAGGUAUUUCACAAAAUCACAACAGAGUAGCAUACGUUUUAAUUUAAUGUAGUUUCUACUAAUCCUAGCUUUCCAUGUUGUUCUCGCUGACUGAAAUUCAGUUUGGUUGAAACACUUGCAAAAUCACUGAUUUUUUUUUACUUGCAGUAGAUAAUUUUUUUCCAAAUAAGUGGGAUUCACUACAUUUUUAAUGCAGUGUUUCAGCUUCUUUUGUAUUAUUUUGUCUUGAGUUCCUUUGGGGGUUAUUUCCAAAUAGGUCGGAGGGGAAAGGGUCAGAUGUCCUAGGGUCAAGGGUUAGAGCUCAUACAAGACUGUAACUAGUGAAUUUGUACAACCAAAGAAGUCUAUUUUGUGGUUCAGGAAUAAUAAAUUUUACUUUUCAUUUAACAAA
Molecule: messenger RNA, 8710 nt
Organism: Lampris incognitus (smalleye Pacific opah)
Lineage: Eukaryota; Metazoa; Chordata; Actinopteri; Lampriformes; Lampridae
Gene: scrib
Product: scribble planar cell polarity protein
Exons: 45
Coding region: 1070-6766 (1898 amino acids)
Biological process (GO): neurotransmitter receptor transport postsynaptic membrane to endosome; neurotransmitter receptor transport, endosome to postsynaptic membrane
Cellular component (GO): postsynaptic density; postsynaptic membrane; adherens junction
Molecular function (GO): protein binding
Source: RefSeq, a predicted model, not a curated record